Molecule: messenger RNA, 3261 nt
Organism: Hirsutella rhossiliensis
Lineage: Eukaryota; Fungi; Ascomycota; Sordariomycetes; Hypocreales; Ophiocordycipitaceae
Product: glutamate/Leucine/Phenylalanine/Valine dehydrogenase domain-containing protein
Exons: 3
Coding region: 1-3261 (1086 amino acids)
Cellular component (GO): mitochondrion
Molecular function (GO): L-glutamate dehydrogenase (NAD+) activity
Source: RefSeq, a predicted model, not a curated record
AUGUUUGUCGUGGACACCCAUAAGACUGACCUCGCAUUGCUCGACAGGUUCCCCGAUUACCUUGAUCCCUUCGAGCCCCGCGAACCGCCCAUCAUGGGGUCCAUCGCCCCCAAGCCCAAGCCCCUGCUGCAUAUUCAGUCGGAAGAGUCCAGCCGCGGCCCCUCGCCACAGCCCACGCACUUCAGCGUUCCCCUGGCAUCAAAUCCCAAUGGCAAUGGCCACCGAACACUGCGGUCGGCCACCGUCGGCUACGUUGCUCCCGAGUUCACCGGCAAGGUCGAGCAGAUGAAGACUGUCAAGGACAUCAUCAUCAAGGCCGGAUGGAUCCCUGAGCCGCUCGUCGAGGAGGAGAUCUGCUGGUUCUACGAGCAGCUCGGCAUCGACGACGUGUACUUCCACAUCGAGACCCCAGACGUCAUUGCCAGCCAGAUCACGUCGCUCUACGCCGCCAAGGUGGCAGCCUACUCGCGCGAAGACAAGCAAGAGGAGAUCCGCCUCGACAUGGAGGCCAAUGACCACGCCAUCUAUAUCGACACGAGCGAGCCCGGCACGCGCAACGUCAGCGGCCCCAGGUACGAGUCGCGUCUCGAGGCCAAGUACCUGGACCACCAGGGCAAGACCAAGUAUCGCGUCGAGACCUUCCGCUCCCCGGCCGUCAUUGGUGCUAGUCCCACCUCCAAGGCCACUCUCCGAUGCUAUUUCGUCUACCAGUGCCAGUUCAAGCAGAGCCCGGAGGCGACGGAUCCCAACGAGACCAACAUUGAGCUCAUCUCAGACACCGGCUUCUGGCAAAAGGCCACGGACAACACCAAGCAGAUUUACCAGGAAAUCAUUGAGUUGGCGGUCAAUAGAACUGGCUCCGUCAUUGAAAUCUUCGACAUCGAGGGUUCACCCGAGAAGCGCCUCGUCAUCGCCUUCCGCACCCGCACGGCCCGAGGCAUGUUCUCGGCCCUGAGCGACCUCUACCACUACUACGGCAUCACCAGCUCGAGGAAGUAUGUGGAGCAGUUCUCCAACGGCAUCACUAUCAUGAGUAUCUACCUCCGACCCGCCAUGCACCUGGAGGGUUAUUUCCCACCCAUCGACGAGUCGAUCCACCAGAUUGCAAAGGAGAUUUCUCUCCUUUACUGCCUGCCUCAGAACAAGUUCCACAACCUCUUUGCUGUGGGAGACUUGAGUCUUCAGGAGGCCGUCUAUGCCCACUCCGCAUGGGUCUUCGUGCAGCACUUCCUCAACCGAUUGGGUCCCGAGUAUGCAUCCCUGUCCGACAUCUUGAACCCCGGCAACACGGCACAGGCUGCCCUCUUGUCGAGGCUCAAACGUCGCCUGCGAACCGAGACCUUCACUCCUGAUUACAUCCUGGAGAUUAUCCAGACAUACCCUGGCCUCGUGAGGUCAUUGUAUGCCUCAUUCGCCAGCAUUCAUCUCGGCGGCGGCCCCGAUGCGAACAUGUACACGGUGCCGCCGACACCCGUGGUUGAGAUCCUGUCCGACGAGAAGCUCAAGGAAACAAUCUCCAUGACGGUUUCCAACGAGCACGACGAGAUGGUCAUGACUGCGUUCAGGGUGUUCAACAAUGCAAUUCUCAAGACCAACUACUUCACCCCGACCAAGGUUGCUCUCAGCUUUCGUUUGGACCCAGCCUUCCUUCCCGAGGUUGAGUACCCUCGCCGACUCUACGGCAUGUUCCUCGUCAUUGGUGCCGAGUCCAGGGGCUUCCACUUGCGCUUCAAGGACAUUUCCCGCGGCGGUAUCCGCAUUGUCAAGUCCCGCAGUAAGGAGGCGUACGGCAUCAACGCGCGCAAUCUUUUUGACGAGAACUACGGACUGGCCAACACACAGCAGCGCAAGAACAAGGACAUUCCCGAAGGCGGUUCCAAGGGCGUCAUUCUCCUGGAUCCUAAGCAGCAGGACAAGGCCCAGGAAGCAUUUGAAAAGUACAUUGACAGCAUCCUGGAUCUGCUUUUGCCGGCCGUCAGCCCGGGCAUCAAGAACAAGCUGGUGGAUCUUUACGGCAAGGAGGAAAUCAUCUUCAUGGGCCCCGACGAGAACACGGCCGACUUGGUCGACUGGGCCACAGAGCACGCAAGAACCCGCGGCGCGCCCUGGUGGAAGUCAUUCUUCACUGGCAAGUCGCCGAAGUUGGGCGGCAUUCCACACGACAAGUACGGCAUGACGACGCUGUCGGUGCGCGAGUACGUCAAGGGCAUCUACAGGAAGCUUAACCUGGACCCCUCCAAGGUCAGGAAGAUGCAGACUGGCGGCCCUGACGGCGACUUGGGCAGCAACGAAAUUCUGCUGGGCAACGAGAAGUGGACGGCCAUUGUCGAUGGCUCCGGCGUGCUGGCCGACCCCAACGGCCUGGACAGGGAAGAGCUGCUCCGCCUGGCCAAGAAGCGUGCCAUGAUAAGCGAGUACGACAUGUCCAAAGUCUCCAAGGAUGGGUUCCGCGUCCUAUGCGACGACAACAACGUGGUCCUUCCCAGCGGCGAGCUGAUCACCAACGGGACGUCUUUCCGAAACACGUUCCACUUGCGCGACACGGGCAUGACGGACGCCUUUGUGCCCUGUGGCGGCCGCCCCGAGUCGAUUGAUCUCAUCUCGGUCAGCAGGCUGAUCAAGGACGGCAAGACGACAAUUCCCUACAUUGUGGAAGGUGCCAACUUGUUCAUAACCCAGGACGCCAAGCUUCGUCUCGAGGCUGCAGGCUGCAUUUUGUACAAGGAUGCCUCGGCGAACAAGGGUGGAGUCACAUCAUCCUCGCUCGAGGUGCUGGCUUCCCUUUCGUUUGACGACGAUGGCUUCGUGCAGAACAUGUGCUGCGACGCCAAUACCGGGGAGGCGCCGCAGUUCUACAACGACUAUGUCGGCGAGGUGCAGGCCAAGAUUUGCGAGAAUGCUCGGCUCGAGUUUGAGGCCAUCUGGCGCGAGCACGAGGCCACUGGCACGCCGCGAUCCGUCUUGUCGGACAAGCUGUCGCUCGCCAUCACGGACCUAGACGAGGAGCUGCAGCAGUCGGACCUUUGGACUAAUGAGAAGAUCCGGCACGACGUGCUCAAGGACGCACUCCCUGCAUUACUGCUGCAGAAGAUUGGGCUGGAGACGAUUGUGUCCCGUGUGCCCGAGAGCUAUCUGAGGAGCAUCUUUGGCAGCUACCUGGCCAGUCGGUUCGUCUACGAGUUUGGUAGCGAGCCCAGCCAGUUUGCCUUCUUUGACUUCAUGUCGAAGCGGAUGGCAAGAAUGGAUGGGAGGACGGAUUGA